This is a messenger RNA of Callorhinchus milii (elephant shark), 10768 nucleotides long. RefSeq names its product bromodomain PHD finger transcription factor (gene bptf). Gene Ontology annotation, molecular function: RNA polymerase II cis-regulatory region sequence-specific DNA binding; zinc ion binding. Gene Ontology annotation, cellular component: NURF complex. Lineage: Eukaryota; Metazoa; Chordata; Chondrichthyes; Chimaeriformes; Callorhinchidae. The record is from RefSeq and is a predicted model, not a curated record. Gene Ontology annotation, biological process: regulation of transcription by RNA polymerase II.
CGGCGAGAAGUGAGAGAAAAGGAAAUUUAAAAAAAAAAAAAAUGCGAGGCCGGAGAGGAAGGCCGCCCAAGACGCUCGACGGCUCGGCUCCGGGGGGCCCCGCGGGCAGCCUGAGGUACCGGGCCGGGCGAGGCCGGGGACUGGACAGGCGCGUCAACCACUCGGAGCCGGGCGGCCGAGGCAGCAGGACGCCCCGAGGUAAAGUCGGGAGCCGAGGCAGCGGCGGAGGAGGCGGAGGCGGCGGAGGAGGCGGUGGAGGAGGCGGAGGAGGAGGAGGCCGGGCCCGAGCCGGGGCCCAACAUUGCGCGGCGGCGGGAGGCGGCGGCGGCGGCAGAUCCCGGAGAGCCGUCAACAAAGUGAUCUAUGACGACCACGAGAGCGACGAGGAGGACGACGAGAGUCCGGUGUCGGAGGAGGACGAGGAUGAGGAGGAUUCUCAGGAGAAGAACGAGGAGGACCAGGAUUCGGAUUACCAGCAGGCCUCCGAGGAGGAGGAGGAGGAGGAGGACGACGACGAGGACGACGACGCGAGCUACUGCACAGAGAGCAGCUUCAGGAGUCACAGCACUUACAGCAGUACUCCGGGCAGAAAAAGACCUUCAAGAAUGCAUCGGGUACGCUCUCCGCUGUUUGAGGAAACAGACAUUAUUCCCCUUAAUAUUCCCAAAUCCUCGGAGGACUUAUUGGUGCAGGGUGAUGAGCUGUUGAGCAUUAUAGCUAUUUAUGAGGUGUUGAGUAAUUUUGGAACAGUGUUGCGCCUUUCGCCUUUCCGAUUUGAAGACUUUUGUGCUGCACUGGUGGGCCAGGAGCAGUGCACACUAGUUGCAGAGAUGCACAUUGCUUUACUGAAAGCAAUUUUACGAGAAGAGGACUCCUCAAACACCAGCUUUGGUCCUGCUGACUUAAAAGACAGCGUGAAUUCCACAUUAUACUUUAUCGAUGGGAUGACGUGGCCAGAACUAGUACGGGUCUAUUGCGAAAGUGACCGGGAAUACCAUCACGUACUGCCCUACCAAGGAGGGGAUCAAUAUCCAUACGGACCAAUAGAAAACAAAAUCAAAGUUCUCCAGUUUUUAGUGGAUCAAUUCCUGACAACGAACAUUGCCCGUGAGGAGUUGAUGUCUGAGGGGGUGAUCCAGUACGAUGACCACUGUCGGGUUUGCCACAAGCUGGGUGAUCUGCUCUGCUGUGAAACCUGCUCAGCAGUGUACCAUUUGGAAUGUGUCAAACCACCACUCGAAGAAGUGCCAGAGGAUGAGUGGCAGUGUGAGAUCUGUGUGGCCCACAAGGUGCCUGGUGUAUCUGAUUGCUUGCCUGAAAUCCAGAAAAGCAAGCCGUACAUUCGCCACGAGCCUAUAGGAUACGACCGACACAGACGGAAAUACUGGUUCCUUACAAGGAGGAUUGUUAUUGAGGAAGAUGAAGAUGAGACGGAUAAGAGAGUGUGGUACUACAGCUCAAAGAUGCAGUUGGCUGAGCUCAUUGAAAGCCUUGACAAAGAAUACUGGGAAUAUGACCUCUGCAAGAUACUUGAGGAAAUGCGGGAUGAAAUACAUCGGCACAUGGACGCUACUGAGGACCUCACCAAUAAAGUUCGUGGCAAUAACAGAUCUUGUCUAAGUGCAAUUAAUGAGGAGAUUCUGGAGCGGCAGAAAGCAAAACAAGAAGUGGAGAUGGAGGAGAUCAAACGAAAAGCAGCAGAAGAGAUGGAAAAAGCCAGGAAAGAUGCUGUGGACAAUGGCCAAGUGGAGCCUGAAACAAGCGAGAAAAUAUCAGAAGAGCAAUCUGAGGACAAGGAUAAGAUGCAGACUGAUGAACAUCCUCAGAAGGAAGGCACGGAAGACUCCCCGCCUAGCGGAGAUAACCAUAACUCUGAAAGCUCAGACACAUCCAAGGCUGAUGGCAGGGGCCAAAAUCCUACUGCAGAGGAAAGUAGUCCUUCCCCAGGGAAGAGCACUGGAGCGGGUGAGGUGGCAGCUCCUGACCCCGAGCAGCUGGCAGAGGAGAAGAAACCGUCCGUCAAGUUGGAUAGCACAGAAAAUGCAACGAUUUCUACUGAUGCCUCCACGUCCACUUCCACCACAACACCAACCACGUCACUGUCGCAGGUCACUGACGAAGGUGUUAAUGAUUUGCCCAGUGAGAAAUCUACUCAGGAUGCCAAUACUAAGUCAGCUGAGGACACAGAGAAUUUGGAAGGGUCCUCACAGUUUUCAGGGAAUGAUCAGGAAGACGCAGAACAAGACGAUGACCAAACCAAUGGAGAGAACGGUGAUGCUUCCGGGGCUGGUAAAGGCUCGCUUUUCCCCACAAGAAUGGUCACCAGGCUACGCAAUCCUGAGAGCAAGUUGAGUCAGCUGAAGAGCGCGCAGGCGGCUGCUGCUGCUCAGGAGGCAAACAAAUCAUUCAAGGAAGGCCGAGAGCUACUGGUGGUAAAUUCACAAGGGGAAGUCUCUCGCCUAAGCGCAAGGAAAGACCUGUUGAUAAAGGGUUCACUCAGUCACUUGUUUAAGUUGGGUCAAGAAGGAAAGUACCGUGUCUACCAAAACCAGUACAGUACUAGCACCCUGGCACUCAACAAGCAUCAGCACAGAGAAGACCACGAUAAACGGCGGCACCUGUCACACAAGUUCUGCAUGACCCCUGCGGGCGACUUCAAGUGGAAUGGUGCUGUGCAUGGCUCAAAGGUUCUCACCAUCUCUACUUUAAGACUGACCAUCAUUCAGCUCGAGAACAAUAUCCCAUCCCCAUUCCUGCACCCCAACUGGGCUUCACACAGAUCUAACUGGAUAAAAGCAGUCCAGAUGUGCAGUAAGCCAAGAGAAUUUGCACUAGCUCUUGCGAUACUGGAGUGUGCAAUCAAACCUGUCGUCAUGCUUCCAGUCUGGCGGGAAUCCUUGGGACAUACCAGGUUGCAUCGACUAACCUCUGUUGAAAGAGAAGAAAAAGAGAAAAUCAAAAAACGAGAGCGAAAGCAGGAAGAAGAGGAGGUUAUGCAACAGGCUACCUGGGUGAAGUAUACCUUCCCAGUGAAACAUCAGGUUUGGAAACAAAAGGGGGAAGAAUAUAGAGUAACAGGAUACGGAGGCUGGAUGUGGAUUAGCAAUACUCAUAUCUAUCGUUUUGAACCCCGACUUCCUGGAAACACCAAUAUAAAUUAUAGGAAAGUGUUAGACAGUGCAGAAGGAAAUACUGAGGACGGUUUGGAUCAGAGUAAAGGUGAGAGCUCCUCUAAAGUGAAAGCAGAGGCUGAAACUGGUGACAAACAGCAUUUUUCCCAAGAGUGCAAGGAUUCACCAGAGGCUGACCGAGUCACAGACAAGUACUUUGAGACAAAGCUAGAAGGUGAUGAUGAAACAGUGGAAGAAAAGGAGGAAAUCAUGGACCUCGAUAUAAAUCCCACCACAUCGCAACAGGCUGAAGGCGAAGGGAGCGCUGAAGGUGAGAAGGUAAUAAAGGAUGAGCCGAUGGAUGUCGAUGAGAUCAAAAAUGAAUCCGUCUCGAAAGAUGACGAAAAGUAUGUCUCAGCUGAACUGAUCAAUGUAAGCGAGGGCUUCCAGCAAAGGACUUGGUACAAAAAAAUGGUAAAACCCUCCAAACUCGAUGGCCUGUUGGAUCGCAGGGUAAAGCAGUUUACACUGGAAGAGAAACAGAGGCAGGAGAAACUGAGACAGGAAGCCUUAAAGAUUCAGUCCGUGAAUCAGCAGAAGAGCGUAACUGAGCCAAAGAUGCCCGUUUGUAAGGACAAACCUGCGGCUCCCAUUCAAAAUAAGUCUGAAUCUGAUACACAACAAAAGGGCCAGUUGAGGAUCAAAUCUGUAAAGACCACUGUCGACAGCCCAGUAGCCUCAUCUCAGGAAAAAUCUGGAGAUUUGGCUCAACAAAAGGAUCAGGUUGUUGCUACGUUAAAAGAACCGAGUGUUGAUGAGGCAGAAUCUGCCCGGACAGACACUAAGGCCAAGGCUGAAAAUAAUCUAGAAUCAGUAGACAUGGGUGAUGAAACCAAGAACGUGGAUUUAAAAAGCAAGGAGAACGGCGCCUUAGGUGACACUCAGACAGCGGUGGUGAAAGAAGGCUGCGUGAACAGUACUUGUGAUGAGGCGAAUGAUGGACUUGGGAAGAGUUCUGAGCCGUUAGUUGAAAACAAAACGGACAGUGACCUGAGUGUGAACAAGAAGGUUGAGGUGGAUGUUGCUGAAGAUCGGUGUGACCCGUUGGCAGCCGAUGCGACGAGUGAAAACUCUAACUCUGAGCACAAGACCGACGAAAGCAUCGAAAAUGUAUGUUCAGAAAAGGUGCCCACGAAAGCUGCCCAAGAUAUAGCAGAAAACCGCUGCGAGCCCAUAACCCUUGAGGAAAACGGAGUGAAAGAAAGCUGCGUCCACAAGGAAAGCAACAGCAUCGAGGAUAAGAGGAAUGUCGAGGACGCUGCGGAAAAUAAGAUUCCUGAAACUGAGACCAAAAUGGAGAACCAGCACCCUAUUGAUCAGGUUAAUGGAAAGGAAGUGGAAUCUAAAUCUGCUCCUGCGUUGGAAAACUCUGAACUCGUGCCGUCUGAACCGCCAGACGAGCCAGCCGCUGUUAAUAACCUGGAGCCUCUGAAGGAAAAGGCCGGCCCCAAAGUCGAUUCGGAAAAUGAACUCCCCGAAGUCUCGCCCAGAGAUCCCCCCGUUAAAUUGGUUAUGAAUGGAGAUAUUACGAUGGAUAACCUCGAAGAGAAACCGAAUCGAAUAGAAGGGAAAUUGUUACCAACUGCUCCUCCAAAGGUUCUUGUUGACGGUGUUAGGAGGGACAAAGAGGAUGCGAAGGAGGAGGAUGCAGUCCCACCAGUUAAAGCAGCCAAACUAGAGAACAAUGUCUCCCAAGUAGUCAAUUUUACCGAAGGAUCAGGCGUUUCAAACACGGCCUCGGAUGCCCCUGAGAUGCCAAGUGGAGUUAGGAAUGAAGCGAAAUGUAUGGAAGUAGAUGGACCAGUGCCUAAGAAAACUCCUCAUCUUCCUCCCCCUCUUUCUGCAGUAGACUCCAGCGUAAGCAAAGACUUCAGCGGACAAAACGGUAUGCAGUCUAAAAGUGAAGUCAGUGGGAUCAAUGGAGUUCACGACACAAACACGGUCAUUACUAAAAUGACCACGACAACGACGACUGUGUCCACAGAAUCGAAGACUGUGGUUAGCGUAGCCAGUGUUUCUGCUUGCCAGAGCAGCCUUCCCUCUGUGGUGUCCUCGAGUAAAAACUGUGCCGUCUCUUCAACCACCACCACCACUACAGUCAUGAAAGUGAGCUCGCCAAAGCCGGACAGUGCAGCGGAUGGCUUGACGGUCACUAAAAAGACUGUUGUUACAACCACUGUGACUGACUCCACCAGUACUCCAAAGACCCUAACCACCACAAUGACAGUGAGCAAGGAAUAUUCCACCAAGGACAAGGUUAAAUUGAUGCGGUUUUGUCGGCCCAAAAAGACUAGAUCUGGCACGGCCCUGCCUUCGUACCGUAAAUUUGUCACCAAAAACAGUAAGAAAAGCAUAUUUGUUUUGCCAAACGAUGAUCUGCGGAAGCUGGCGAGGCAAUCGGGCAUUCGCGAGGUCUCGGGAUUUAACUAUAACGCAAAGCCUGCAGUGGACAUCUGGCCUUACCCAUCGCCGAGACCAACGUUUGGCAUUGCAUGGAGGUAUCGACUGCAGACUGUGAAAUCUUUGGCGGGAGUCAGUCUUAUGUUGCGGUUAUUAUGGGCUUGCUUGCGAUGGGAUGACAUGGGAGUCAAACCACCGUCAGGAGUCAGCACGACACGUACAGAAACUACAGAUAUAGAUAUCACCACCACGGAGAUUAUUAAGCGAAGAGAUGUUGGCCCCUAUGGAAUUCGUUCUGAAUACUGCAUUCGGAAAAUUAUCUGCCCCAUUGGUGUUCCUGAAACUCCAAAAGAAACCCCAACACCACAGAGGAAAGGUCUUCGAUCAAGUGCUUUAAGGCCAAAGAAACCUGAGGCCCCAAAGCAGACUGGCCCUGUUAUAAUUGAGACCUGGGUGCCAGAAGAAGAGCUGGACUUGUGGGAAAUACGCACUUUUGCAGAGAGAGUGGAGAAGGAGAAGGCACAAGCGGCUGAGCAACAAGCAAAGGUUAGUGAACUGAAGAAAUCCGAAGAGUUCAAGGCCCAACUGGAGGCCCAGCUUAAGCAGCAGCGAUUGGCUGCUCAACAGAAACGUCUUGAACAGCAAAAGCAAUCUGCAGUGUCUAACUCUGUUACCACCACCUCCAGUACUGUUACCACACUUACCACCCCCCAGAAGUUGGUGGUUGGUUCCUUAACUGGGCAAGUCACCCCAGGAACAAAAGUGGUAUUUACCACCAAAGUGGGCUCCCCAACCACAGUGACAUUCCAGCCAAACAAGAACUUUCAACAGAGCUUUGCCACCUGGAUCAAACAGGGCCAGGUUGGGCCAGUCACCAGCACAGUGGCAACGUCAGCCACAACCAUUGCCACCACGGGCCAGACGUUCCAGAUCACAGGCAGUCCAGUAACCAUGACGGGCAAGGUGAUCACUGCCAAACUUCCUCUCCCCGCAAACAGCAAAAUCCUCACCGUCAACGUGCCAACCACACAAGGAGGUGUAGUUCAGGUGCAACAGAAGGUUUUGGGAAUCAUUCCGUCAAGUGCGACUUCCAAUCAGCAAACCUUUACUACAUUCCAGCCAAGGGCCGCUACUGUAACACUCAGACAGAAUGCGCCAGGCACCCUCGGUACAACUACCCAACAGGUCCAGGUUCUCACCACAACGGGAGCGACCCAGAUCCGCCCCGGUGUUACGGUCAUACGGGCGCCUUUCCAACAGACAAUCGGAAAGACCAUCAUCCGGACGCCUUUGAUGGUGCAGCAAGGUAUUCUCCCAGCGAGUCAAGGCCAGCAAAUGGUCACUCAGAUUAUCCGUGGGCAGCCAGUCACGACGAGUGCGGGAACACUGACUCCAAACCACAAAAUGGUGGCUGCUUCAGGCACGACCACCCAACCAAUCCAACCUCGGCUCGCCACGCUGCAGGGGCAGCAGCCAGCUCAGCGUCCACAGCAGGGGCAGGUCCGACUGACACUGGCACAGCUCACACAGCUCACACAGGGACAGAGUGGAGGCCAGGGACUGACUGUGGUGAUUCAGGGGCAAGGACAAACUACUGGACAGUUGCAGCUUAUCCCGCAAGGGGUAUCAGUAAUUCCUGGACCCGGACAGCAGCUCAUGCAGGCUGCUAUGCCAAACGGAAGUAUACAAAGGUUCCUCUUCACGCCCCUACCAGCGGUUACCACAGCUCCAACGCCGACGACCAUGGCAACAACAGAACCGAAAGCAGUGCAGGUGCAAACGCAGCUGCACACGCCUCCAGCUCCGGUCUCGUCCCCCGUUCAGACUCCAGUAGCUGCCCAGCCACCAGCCUCCACACAGCCUGUCCCGAUAUUGCCAGCACAACCCCAGACAGUCGUCCAGGCGCAAAUCCAAGCUCAAGUCCAGCCACAGGCCACCGUGGUCACAGCAGCUCAGGCUGUGCCACAGGUUACCGUGCCGUCUCCCGCACAGCCUCCGGCACAGGCCCCGCAACCUCAAGGCCAGGUUCAGACGACGGCCAUUCAGAUUCAGCCCCAGGUCCAAGUCCAGACUCAGAUGGCCACCGUGCAAACUCACAUCCAGCCCCAGCUCCCAGCAGGAGUGGUCCAGCAACAGAUCCGGCUCCAGCUCCCGGUGCAGAUCCAACAGCCGGGGGUGACACCAGUCCAGCACAUUCAAAACGUGGUCAGCGUGCAAGCCGCCAGCGUUCAAGAGCAGCUCCAGAGAAUCCAGCAGAUCCGCGAUCAGCAGCAGCAGCGAAAACAGCUGCAGAUCGAAUCUAAGAGGGAGCAGAUGUUACAGACCUCAAACCAAAAUGAAAUUAUUCAGAAACAGGUGGUCAUGAAACACAACGCUAUGAUUGAGCACCUCAAGGCCAAGAACAGGAUGAUGUCACCUGCUGAACGGGAGGAAAAUCAGAGAAUGAUUGUGUGCAACCAGGUAAUGAAGUACAUACUGGACAAAAUUGACAAGGAAGAAAAGCAGGCGGCAAAGAAGAGAAAGAGAGAUGAGACGGUGGAGCAAAAGCGCAGUAAACAAAACGCCACUAAGCUCUCGGCGUUAUUGUUUAAGCACAAAGAACAGUUAAAAGCAGAAAUUCUAAAGAAAAGGGCAUUGUUGGAUAAGGAACUUCAAAUUGAGGUGCAGGAGGAACUAAAGAGGGACGUGAGCAGACUGAAGAGGGAGAAAGAGAAGGUGCAGACCGCGACGGUGCACGCCGCCACCGUGACGGCACUGAGCGCAGUCCCAGCCGCGGUCACGCAGAAGCGCAAACGCGACGAAGAGAAGGAAUCCACGAAGACCAAGAAGAAGAAGAUGAUUUCUACUACCUCAAAAGAAUCCAAGAAAGACACAAAGCUUUACUGUAUCUGCAAGACACCUUACGACGAAUCAAAGUUCUACAUUGGCUGUGAUCUCUGUACGAACUGGUAUCACGGAGAGUGUGUUGGUAUCACAGAAAAAGAGGCUAAAAAAAUGGAUGAGUACAUUUGCAAUGAGUGUAAACGAGCUCAGGAGGGCAGCAGUGAGGAGCUGUACUGUAUCUGUAGGACACCUUACGACGAAUCACAGUUUUACAUUGGCUGUGAUCGCUGCCAGAACUGGUAUCACGGGCGCUGUGUUGGCAUAUUGCAGAGUGAGGCAGAUCUCAUCGAUGAGUACGUCUGCCCUCAGUGCCAAUCUACAGAAGACGCUAUGACUGUGCUCAGCCCACUUUCAGACAAGGACUAUGAGGGUCUUAAACGAGUAUUGCGUUCCUUACAGGCUCAUAAAAUGGCCUGGCCUUUCUUGGAACCAGUGGAUCCCAAUGAUGCGCCAGAUUACUACGGUAUCAUCAAAGAGCCGAUGGAUCUUGCCACCAUGGAAGAAAGAGUUCAGCGUCGCUUUUACAAGAAACUGACGGACUUUGUUGGUGAUAUGACCAAAAUCUUUGACAACUGCCGUUACUACAAUCCCAGCGAUUCACCGUUUUACCAGUGUGCGGAGGUCCUAGAGUCAUUUUUUGUACAGAAACUGAAGACUUUCAAGGCGAAUAGGUCUCAUUCCUAACAGACUACACACUCUACUGCAUAGGUGGCAGCACUCUCUGGACUUCUAAAAAGAAUCAAAAAUCGUACAAAGCGUGAAUAGCAGGAAUCCUGUUUCCAAGAGUGCAGCAAGAAACAGCUGAUGUCCCCCCCUCCCCAUCUCCAUCCCUCCUUCCCUCCUCCCUGAGGCAGAUACACUGAGUCAGGCUUUCCUGACUGACUGACCUUAACCAGCGCUGUUGUUCAACUGAAUUGGAUAAACGCCCCGUUCUGUUUGUUAGAAGCUCAAAGGGAGAGUUUGGAAGAAGACGGAAAAGAAAGAAACUUGUUUUCCCAGCCCUGCUUUGACUGUUGCAGCCUCCCCUCACCCUGUGUGCGGAGCAGAUCUACGAGAGGCAUCCUGUGCGCUUUUUUGUUCCAACAGAGAGGGCUGGCUUCAGUUUUCCCAGAGGAAUUCAUCACCACAGUUCUUCAGUGAAGAAGCUGUCUGCACGCUGUCUGUAAUGAAACAACCCUGUUUAAGUUUGACAGCUGUAUUUAUUUAUUACUGAGAAAAGAUGAAGCUUUCUUUUUUUUUUAGAAUCUUCUGCUCUCAUUUGUCAACUAAUUAUGUGCUUUUUUUCUUUACCCCCCCCCCCCCCGCCACCCCACCCCCCCAUCGAUAUAAAAAGACCCCGUUUGCAGAUAAGCUGGUCUUUUCUUUUUAUGUAAUUACUAUAGGUAACGGCCAGUGCUGAACCCUUUUGUCCUUUCUUUGUUUGAAAGGAGUCAUUUCACGUAGACGGGCGCAUGAACACACACACAUCCCACUUAUGCACACACGCACGCAUACAGCAGGCACACUUGUGCCUGUCCACACGCACACACGCACUCUCGCGCGCACUCACCCACACCGCAGGCACCAUCGUGUGCGUAUACACGCACACGCGUACAUACAUGUGUGACUGGGAUCCAAGGAGAGAGUUUCCUUAUUCUAACCAAUCUGAAUUGAAACAGAAGCUGACGGCAGCUUCCGGGGUUUACGUUACUAUGGCAGCAGCAGCACUAGAAAACUGUCAAUCACUCUGCAGAAUUUGAUCGACUGAAAACGAAGCGGUGUGUACUGAAGGUAUCUUGUAUGUAAACAUUUUGUCAGAUGCUGAAUUUUUUUUUUGUUUCUUUUUUUUUGUAUUAAGGUUCAGAAAUAUUGAUGUAUAUGAAACCAAUAAACGGAGGAAACCAUUAACUCCCACAGAGAAAGACGCAAGUGUUUCUGUAUGUGCUUAAAUUAACCCAGUGUGAGACCUCGCGUCUCUCUUAAGAAUUCCAGCCAAGACAACAAUUUGGAGAAAGUGUGAGGGCACUUUUAAAUUUGAAAUGCUGCAUAUUGUAUGCAUUUGUAAUGAUUUAAAAAAAAAGGGGGAAUCUCUGAACUGUCUCUGAGUUGUGAAACACUGCACAUCUCUUCACCACAUCGCAGUAUUUCUGUACUAUUUAUUCAUAUCUACAAACUUAUUCGUUUUGAGUAAUGUUGCAAAAAAAAAUCUUUCCUACCUGUAGGUAAUAGAUUGCUAUCUAUGUUUUUAACAGAUUGUGGCAACUAUGAGGAGUAAAUUCUUUUGUACUUGAUAGGACAUUUCAUCCUAGACAAUAAAGUAAUGUUUUUGACAUCAA